Molecule: messenger RNA, 4686 nt
Organism: Myxocyprinus asiaticus (Chinese sucker)
Lineage: Eukaryota; Metazoa; Chordata; Actinopteri; Cypriniformes; Catostomidae
Product: cysteine-rich motor neuron 1 protein-like
Exons: 15
Coding region: 292-3102 (936 amino acids)
Cellular component (GO): extracellular region
Molecular function (GO): protein binding; serine-type endopeptidase inhibitor activity
Source: RefSeq, a predicted model, not a curated record
GUUUAAGUCGCAGUGAUUCAGUGGUACAUUGUGUCAAGGAAAGAAUAAUCAUCAUCAGCGCUACACUGUAACAGCUUCAUUUGAACUUACUGAGUUCCUGCUGAGAUCGUAAUGCUGAAAGUCUAGACUGCAAGAAGUUUGACUACCGUUUAUUUAAUCUACCUGCAAGACAUUUUGGAUUAUUUGGACAUUUCAGGAGUUUGAGCGUCUGAAGUUCUGUGCAGGAACUUCCACGCGGGAGUCUCUUUCGUGUUGUUAUUGAUCAUUUAUCACCUCAGUUAACGCAUCAUAAUGUUUAUGUGUGUUUUUAAAAACAGUUUGUGUUUGGCUUUGAUGUAUUUGGCUUUCUGCGUGCACGUGAUUGAUUGUCAUGAAUGCUCCCCGUGCGCGCUCCGCUCGUGCCCGCGGCUCAGCCCGCUCGGGUGUGAUUCGGCUCGGGUUCUGGCCCGUGACCCGUGCGGCUGUUGUGAGCAGUGCUCUCGGCUCGAGCUCGAGCUGUGUGCUGGUCCGGACUGGACUCUGGGCUACUGCGGGUAUGGACUCACCUGCGCAGCUCUGAACCGGACUGGACCGGCGCUCAUACCUGAGACAGGUGUCUGUAAAGUGGUACCUGAUGCCACAGAUGAAGACGAGCGCUGCCCCCUGGUGAGCGGGUGUGAUCGCGUGAACGGCGAGUGUGUGUGCGAGUCCAAACACUCCUGUAUCAGGAUAUACAGCUUUCCGAACAGAGAUGCAUGUGUGCACGCUGGGAAAACAGGGUCUCGUCGUCAUGAUCACAGACACAGGGAGACUUUAUUCAGUGCUGUUAAUCCGGCAUGCGUGUUCUCCGGUUGUAACCUGACGUCUGCCGGCUGUGUUUGUUCAUUUCAGAGUUGCGAAGGUCAUUUCACGUACAUCAACCGCAGUCAGUGUCAGCGAGCCGCAGAGGAACAGAACUGUGCAGGAGUCUCAUGCCCACCUUUGCCCACCUCUGUGUGCCCACCUGAUUCAUUACUGACCCGCAGCUACACCCCUCCUGUAGACUGCUGCCCGACGUUACACGCUCAGUGCACAUGUGCCUGGUGCCCGCCCCCUCAAGUCUGCAGCAGCGGGCACAGAGCCGUGCUGGUGAGAGCGGGCACUGGAGUGCCAGGAGACUGCUGCCACACUUACACCUGCCAGAGAGAUUCUCCGCGGUGCGUUCAUAACGGGAAGGAUUUUGCGGAUGGUGACGUGUAUCGGAUGGACUCGUGUUGGCUCUGUCAGUGUCGGGCUGGAAUAUCAUUCUGCACUAAAACCGAAUGUGCCAAACUGGACUGUGAUAACUUCUACGUUCCUGAGGGUGAAUGUUGUCCCGUCUGUAUAGAUGUGGAGUUGUUGUCGGUGGAGAGCACGAAGGCGAGCUGCUGGAUGGAUCAUAAACUGCGAGCUCACGACGAACAGUGGAAAGAAGACGACUGCACGUUCUGUCAGUGUGUGGACGGAGAACCUCACUGUACCGCGAUGGCCUGCAAACAGAGCUGCCAGAACCCUGUUAAAAUCCCUGGAGAGUGCUGCCCGUUCUGUGAGGAGCCGUCAUAUGAGACGGUGAGUCCGCUGCUGUGCCCUCCGCUGGAGAACUGCUCUCUCUCUGGGCACGACUGCCCAUUCGGCUUCCAGCAGGACCCUAGAGGCUGUCUGCUGUGCCAGUGUGUGAGCAAUGAUACCUGUCCUGUUUUGUCCUCAUACUGUUCUCUGGAGUGUCCUCUGGGUUAUCAGAAAGAUCACUAUGGUUGUGAAGUCUGCGAAUGUAGCUUAUCAAAUUGUCGCCCCAUGACGUGCAGCAAAACCUGCCCGAAUGGAUAUAUGAGGAACAAACACGGUUGUGAGAUGUGUCGCUGUGUGAAGUGUCCCCCGUUCACCUGCGACAAACGCUGCAGUGACGGCUACAAGACGAACAGGAAGGGCUGCAGUGUCUGCGAAUGUAAUGAUGCAGAUCAUCAUGUGACCAGCACGACGGCCUCCGUUCAGCCGCUGCCCGGCUACUGUCUGACGCCGAGCGGGCGACGCUUCGAGGAGGGUGACAGCUGGCACGACGGCUGCCGUGACUGUUACUGUCACGCUGGGCGUGAGAUGUGUGUGCUCAUUUCCUGUCCUGUGCCGUCCUGCGCCCACCCUGUGCUCAGACCGCACCAGUGCUGCCCCAGCUGUGACGAUGAGUCUGGCAGUGGUCAGAUGGCGGGGAUGGAUAUGGUGGUGUGUCGCGCUCCGGACGGAGAACUCUACAUGGAAGGAGAGACGUGGAGUUUGGACGAGUGCACGCGCUGCACCUGCAGACAGGGUCGUGUGCUCUGUGAUUCUGAAGUGUGUCCACCUGUCCUCUGCCACGCGCCAAUCAAAAACAAAGACACCUGCUGUUACACCUGCCCAGAUGACAAACUCAAUCCCGUCCUUCCUGUCAACAACAGCCAACAGGAAUACUGCAUUUCUACCAAUGGAGAAAUCCUAUUGGCUGGUGACUCAUGGAAGUCCAACGCCUGCACCAGCUGCACCUGUCGCAACGGGACCAUCGAGUGUUUUUCGCAACGCUGUCCACCUGCCAGCUGCAGAGUACCAGUGCUGCGCAAGGGCCAGUGCUGCCCACACUGCCUGGAGGUCACAACAACCUCGGUGCCAAUAAUGCUGUCCAAUGCAGCGACCAAACCCAAUGUCAAAUCCACGGCUACCGUCACAGACAGUCAGACAGCAUGGAUCACAACAGUUCCUCCAGUCAUUGUAAUUACAGAUGAUAGAGGUCUGUCUCGGGAUGCUCCCAGCCAGAUGGAGAUGACUCUCAUCUACCAAUCAGCAGCCUGGAUUCUGGCCGGUCUCCUUUUGGCCAUCGUCAUCUUCCUCAUCGUGGCCGUCCUCAUCAACCGGAGGAAGAACUGGGUGCAAAUGUCCUGCUACAGCGCACCCAAAAAGAUGGUGAUCCUGAAGAAGCAUGUCAACAAGAACUCUGUCGUGUACAUGGAACCAUCCAAAGAGAACAAGUUCCAGAAUGUGAAGAACGAUUGUACUGCGAACUUCCCCCUGGAUGUGGGCUCAUCCAUCACCAUCCCACGAGCCAAACUCGCCAACGGGCACGCCAGGGUCCAACGCUAAAAUCUCCCACAUCUUCCGGAAGGCCUGCAGAGCACUUUCUGUCACUCGCUGUAUCUCCACAUCACACUCCAGAAACUCCAAGCAUAUGCUGGUGACUCCUGAACAUACCGUUGAUUUAUUAGGAGCAAAAGAACGAAGUAUUGUGAAAUGUUUGUGUCUGGGGCUUUAAACCGCUCUCGUGUUGCAGUGGGAACAACAGUUUCAUGGACACAAAGUUCAGUGCCAUUCCAUGUUGGGGAGACAGCUGAGAAGUUCAGAAACCAGAUGGACUUUUUUGACUGUAAAUGAUGCCAUAGAUAAGUUCCUGUUGAAAGGCAGUUGCGUAAUCGAUACAGAUGAUCAGUAAGAUCUUGACGUCAGCAGACCGGCUCUCAGGACUGUCGAGGUUCCCGACAGUCAGCUGAUAAAACGGUUUGUUGGGUUCACGACAUGGACGGAUCAAUAACUGUGCAGUGUGAAAUAUAUCUUACCGUAAUCAAACAUGCAUUGAGGUCUUAAACAUGUUUCCUGACCUCUCGAUUCUGUUAUGUUCAUUUUUAUGUUGUUUUGUCGUUAGUCACUUGUAAGCCUUCUGUCAUGAUGUUUAUAACAGUACUGUGAGAAACAGCAUUCAUCAUAUUCAGUGCUUUAGACGUCUUGAAGACAGAAGUGUCAUUAGAUUUUUUCACAUAAAGUGAUACCCAAUUUCAGUGUUCAUAUUUUCUCUAAGUGCAUUAGUUAAGAUACAUAUGCUUAAAGGGAUAGUUCACCCAAAAAUAUCUCAUUUACUCACCCUCAUGAUAUCCCAGAUGUGUAUGACUUUCUUCACCAGAACACAUUUGAAGAUCUUUUUCACACUAAAAGUGAUCGUGUCGCUUUAGAAGACAUUAAUUUAACCGCUGGAGUCGUUUGGAUGACGUUUAUGAUGACUGUCUAUGAUUUUUGGAGCUUCAAAAGAGAAAUCUCCAUUUAUUUGCAUUUUAAGGACCUUCUGAGCUGAGAUAUUUUACUAUUUUUCUUCAAAUGUGUUCUGCUGAAGAAAGAAAGUCAUACAUCUGCUCUUGUUUGCCCUGUUUUUGAGGCAAUAUUUAAAAUGGUAUUGUUUCCCUUAAGUCACUUAUGUUGGUCAAUGUCUCCUGCUUUUCCUUCACUAUCCACUAUAAUUCAGAUAUUGCAAAGAAAUUCAUAGACGAAACAAAUUUCCGUCAUAUGCCAAAUCUACAUGACUUCUUUAGCAGGUGGUAUCGUAAUGUUAAAAUCACAUGAAGAAAUCUGCAGCCACAAAAGAGAAUGAGUGAAUGCAGCUGUUUGCUAUUACUAAAUGUACAAAAAAAAAAAAAGCAUAGAACAUGAAAGUAUCUUAUUUAUUUUUUCACGUAGUUAUUUAUUAAUGCUAAACUAGUUUGCGUAAUUGACAUUAUCGUCUGAUGUUUUGAUGUUAGCAGAAACCCAAAGCUGCUGUACAGAUUUUGUAAACCGUUUCGCAUCUGUCUGCUUUAUACUCCCGAGCUUAUUUAUUUUACUUUUGCAACAUGUAAAUACAAACCUCUUAGAUGGUAAACUGUAACAUUUACACUUGUUUUGGCAAAUAAAGUGUGUGAACUA